Colletotrichum truncatum is the source of this 1785-nucleotide messenger RNA. Its product is annotated as delta(24(24))-sterol reductase. Gene Ontology annotation, molecular function: Delta24(24-1) sterol reductase activity. NCBI's taxonomy places the organism in Eukaryota, Fungi, Ascomycota, Sordariomycetes, Glomerellales, Glomerellaceae. The record is from RefSeq and is a predicted model, not a curated record. Gene Ontology annotation, cellular component: endoplasmic reticulum membrane. Gene Ontology annotation, biological process: ergosterol biosynthetic process.
AUGACGGGUCGAUAUUCGCUGCGCCAGACUCCCAGGAAGAAGGAGCUCUUUGAGGGUAUGGUUGAGACCCCUCGACGUGUUUCCUCUCGACGCAAAUCCCCCGAGAACGAGCCCACCGCAGACACUUCCGAGUCCAAAAUGGCGUCCCGUACUCCUCGUCGACGUGCCACGGGAAAGUUCCGUGAGGAGCUCGAUGACGAGCCUAUCGCCAAUGGCAACACCAAGGUCGAGGAGCCUGUGGCCAACGGUCACUCCAAUGGUCAUGCCAAUGGACACGCCAACGGACAUGUGAAGGAGAAGCCUGCUGUCAAUGGCCACGCUACCAACGGACAUGUGAAGGAGGUGAAGGCUGAAUUGCCGACCAACGGCCACGCUACUCCUACUAAGGAGGACACUGAGCGUGUCUACAAGGACGGCGAAAUUAUUGACGGUUGGAAGGUUGGCACCGAUCCCAAGAUUGAUGCGUCAGGCGAGUUCGAGUUUGGUGGCAGCCUUGGCACACUCUCGCUCAUGAUUGGCUUUCCUCUUUUGAUGUGGUACAUGUGGAUUGGAGCCACCUACUACGAUGGCAAGCUGCCGACACGUGAGGAAGGCCAAAGUUGGGGAGAGUUCGGUCGCCAUCUUGUUGACCUUGUCUACACUGGCGCAUUCCCCUCUUUCCGUGCGUGGCGCAUCUACUGGACCUUCUUCAUCUUCGAAGGCACAUGCUAUUGCCUCUUGCCUGGCGUCUGGGCUUGGGGCAAGCCUCUGGCUCACGAGGGAGGCAAGCAGCUGAAGUACUUCUGCAACGCCUACGCUAGUUUCUACUUCACCAUUGCGGUCAUGGCUGUACUUCACUUCAGUGGGCUUUUCCCCAUCUACACCUUUAUUGAUGAGUUUGGGCCCCUGAUGUCUGUGGCUAUCUUGAGCGGCUUCUUGGUUGCCUUUGUUGCCUACUUCUCUGCUCUGCUGAGAGGCGCUCAACAUCGCAUGACCGGCUACCCGAUCUACGACUUCUUCCUCGGCGCUGAGCUGAACCCUCGCAUGUUUGGUAUCUUGGACUUCAAGAUGUUCUUCGAAGUUCGCAUUCCUUGGUUCAUCCUGUUCGGUCUCAGCUGCGGUGCCGCUGCUCGCCAGUAUGAGAGAUACGGAUAUGUUUCCGGCGAAGUGCUCUUCCUGGUCAUGGCUCACUACCUCUACGCUAACGCCUGUGCGAAGGCGGAGCAGCUCAUUGUGCCAACCUGGGACAUGUACUAUGAGAAAUGGGGCUUCAUGCUCAUCUUCUGGAACUUGGCUGGCGUUCCUCUCUCUUACUGCCACUGCACCAUCUUCCUGGCCAACCACCACCCUUCAGAGUACAAGUGGAACCCCUACGCGUUGACCGCCCUGUUUGUCUCCUACUUGUUUGUCUACUGGGUCUGGGAUACCACCAACAGUCAGAAGAACAGUUUCCGCGCUCAGGAGCGUGGCCAGCUCCUCAAGCGCAAGACCUUCCCUCAGCUGCCGUGGGGUGUUGUCAAGAACCCCAAGACCAUUACCUCGGCCAAGGGCGAUGUCAUCCUUGCUGAUGGCAUGUACGGAUACGCGCGCAAGAUUCAUUACACUUGCGAUGCCUUCUUUGCUAUCUGCUGGGGCCUGAUUACCGGUUUUAAGAGUCCCUUCCCCUGGUUCUACCCCGUUUUCUUCUGUGGUAUGAUUGCCCACCGUGCAGCCCGUGAUAUCCACCGCUGCCGCCAGAAGUAUGGCGAGGCUUGGACCCAGUACGAGCGUGAGGUUCCUUACCUCUUCAUCCCGUGGGUGAUUUGA